GAGAACCUCUCACAAUCAUUCUAUGAUAUAGUCUCAUCUAUUUCCUAGAUAUAUACCGUGUAUGUACUUCAUGACUGUCAAGAUAUCUGGUGAACCUGUCUGCUAAUAAUAUCACUGUGCGUACUAAGUUCUGGUUAAACAUGCGUGAAAUCGUUACCCUUCAGCUAGGGCAGCGAGCCAAUUAUUUGGCCACUCACUUCUGGAACCUCCAGGAGUCGUAUUUCACUUACAAUCAAGAAGAUGAAUCCCCCGUGGAUCAUGAUGUUCAUUUCCGUCCGGGCAUCGGAGCAGACGGAACAGAAACAUUCACUCCUAGGACCAUAAUCUAUGACUUGAAGGGUGCCUUUGGUACUCUCCGAAAAUAUAAUGCCCUAUAUGAAUUAACAGAGGAUGCGAACCUUGGCCAAAGCUUAUGGGACGGGAAAGAAAUAAUACAACAACAGCCGGCAAUUCCUCAAAGUGACUAUCAGAAGAACCUAGAUGCGGGAUUUCCCGCUCCCCAACUCACAACUGAGACAGUCCGGUACUGGUCGGAUUACAAUCGGCUCUUCUAUCACCCGCGUUCAAUUGUCCAGCUGAAUGAUUACGAGCUAAACAGUAGGAUCAUGCCAUUCGAAGACUGGAGUGUCGGAGAGGAUCUAUUUGGUGACCUGGACAAAGAACAUGAUCUUCUUGAUAGAGAUGUACGACCGUUCGCGGAAGAGUGUGACCAACUACGUGCGAUUCAGUUGUUCACAAGCGCGGAUGAUGCUUGGGGUGGCUUUUGUGCCAGUUACGUCGAUAGACUACGAGAUGAAUUUGGCAAAAAGCCAAUCUGGGUAUGGGCAAUCGAGGGUGGAUCGAGGGUGUCUCGCCAAACCCAAGUUAAACGGGAAAUGAAUAAAGCUCGGUCCGUAUACAACAUUUCUCCCCAAUCAUCACUGUAUACCCCAAUUAUAGACCCGCCCAGCCACACUCCAAGCACUGUGCAGUUCGACCCAGAGUCUGAAUGGCACACAACUGCACUAAUUAGCUCUGCUAUGGAAAGCGUCACGCUUCCAACUCGCCUUCGUCGCUACCAUGACUUCGAGUCCUCCUUGGCUGGUGAUGAUGGUACUCGCAAGAUUUUGGAAUUGCAAUCCUCUAUUAUUCCAGACAAUGAGAAUGAUGAAAGGGACCUCUCUGUUUCUAAAGGACCAUUGGCCGAGACAAAGGCUUCCGAACAGGAAGCACCGAAACCUCAGACACAGUUUGAGUUAGAUUUUAGCUACGAUGGCAAUAGAAACGGUAACUCACAUAUAUUCAACCAGCUUCAAGUUUGGCGUGGAAUAAAAAGCAACCAGGAUGAUGGGUCCGCACCUCAAGGCGACCUUGGGCUUGCUCGGAAACAGCGCUACUACAAUUCGGCGCCCAUGUUCCAGAGCUUCCAUACACCCCUGCCGUUCCCGAUCGUUGACAGCUACCCCCGAGAUAUGUUCCUGAGAGCAAAGCAGGAUAAAAUUAACAUUCUUGCAGCGCUGACUGUGUCUUCUCGGACGGCGGAAAAAAUCAAGCUAAUGGAGAUAAGCGCUGGGCGAAUUAUUGGGGUUGAUGAACGUGAAACUCUGGUGAAUGGGUUAGCGGAAAUCCGAGAAUCUUACGAGACCGGAUGGAUGAGCGACUCUGAUUUUGACGAUGAGUAGUGGCUUGACGGUAUAGUGGCACUUGAAAUAUUUUAUUCAAUUUCUAUCUUAUUUAUUGGGACCGAUUCUCCGAGUAAAA
Messenger RNA from Aspergillus alliaceus, 1740 nucleotides. RefSeq names its product misato family protein. The coding region runs from base 141 to 1661 and encodes 506 amino acids. The record is from RefSeq and is a predicted model, not a curated record. The transcript has 4 exons. NCBI's taxonomy places the organism in Eukaryota, Fungi, Ascomycota, Eurotiomycetes, Eurotiales, Aspergillaceae. Gene Ontology annotation, cellular component: cytoplasm. Gene Ontology annotation, biological process: mitochondrion distribution.